This is a messenger RNA of Nyctereutes procyonoides (raccoon dog), 3633 nucleotides long. RefSeq names its product glutamic--pyruvic transaminase 2 (gene GPT2). Gene Ontology annotation, molecular function: pyridoxal phosphate binding; L-alanine:2-oxoglutarate transaminase activity. The transcript is spliced from 11 exons. NCBI's taxonomy places the organism in Eukaryota, Metazoa, Chordata, Mammalia, Carnivora, Canidae. Gene Ontology annotation, biological process: biosynthetic process. The record is from RefSeq and is a predicted model, not a curated record. Bases 83 to 1651 code for a protein of 522 amino acids.
GGCGGCGGCGGCGGCGGCGGCGGCGGGGCCCGGCGUGCGCGACCGACGCUCCUCUCUCGCGGCCCGACUCCCCGCGGACGCGAUGCAGCGGGCGGCGGCCCUGGUCGGGCGGCGCUGCGGCCCCGGAGCCCCGGGCCCGUGGGGUCGGCGUCGGAGCAGCGCGGCCGCGGGGGCCUCGGCGCUGCAGGUGCGGCCGGCGCGGGGCCGGCGCGAGCGCAUCCUGACGCCCGAGUCCAUGAACCCGCAGGUGAAGGCGGUGGAGUACGCGGUGCGGGGGCCCAUCGUGCUCAAGGCCGGCGAGAUCGAGCUGGAGCUGCAGCGGGGUAUCAAGAAACCGUUCACCGAGGUCAUCCGCGCCAACAUCGGGGACGCCCAGGCCAUGGGCCAGCAGCCUAUAACCUUCCUCCGACAGGUGAUGGCACUGUGCACCUACCCCAACCUGCUGGACAGCCCCAGCUUCCCAGAAGAUGCUAAGAAACGAGCCCGGAGGAUCCUACAGGCUUGUGGCGGGAACAGCCUGGGGUCCUACAGUGCCAGCCAGGGCGUCAACUGCAUCCGCGAGGACGUGGCCGCCUACGUCACCAGGAGGGACGGCGGGGUGCCCGCAGACCCCGACAACAUUUACCUGACCACUGGAGCCAGCGACGGCAUUUCUACGAUCCUGAAGAUCCUGGUGUCCGGGGGCGGCAAGUCGCGGACGGGUGUGCUGAUCCCCAUCCCACAGUACCCCCUCUACUCGGCCGUCAUCUCCGAGCUCGAUGCCAUCCAGGUGAACUACUACCUGGACGAGGAGAACUGCUGGGCCCUCGACGUGAACGAGCUCCGGCGGGCCGUGCAGGAGGCCAAGGACCACUGUAACCCCAAGGUGCUGUGCAUCAUCAACCCCGGGAACCCCACAGGUCAGGUGCAAAGCAGGAAGUGCAUAGAGGACGUCAUCCACUUUGCCUGGGAAGAGAAGCUCUUUCUCCUGGCAGAUGAGGUGUACCAGGACAACGUGUACUCUCCGGACUGCAGAUUCCACUCCUUUAAGAAGGUGCUCUACGAGAUGGGGCCCGAGUACUCGAGCAACGUGGAGCUUGCGUCCUUCCACUCUACCUCCAAGGGCUACAUGGGCGAGUGUGGCUACAGAGGAGGCUACAUGGAGGUGAUCAACCUGCACCCCGAGAUCAAGGGUCAGCUGGUGAAGCUGCUCUCCGUGCGGCUGUGCCCCCCGGUGUCCGGGCAGGCUGCCAUGGACAUCGUCGUGAACCCGCCGGUGCCCGGGGAGGAGUCCUACGAGCAGUUCCACAGGGAGAAGGAGUCGGUGCUGGGAAACCUGGCGGCGAAGGCCAAGCUGACGGAGGACCUGUUCAACCAGGUCCCAGGGAUCCACUGCAACCCCUUGCAGGGUGCCAUGUACGCCUUCCCUCGGAUCUUCAUCCCCGGCCGAGCCGUGGAGGCCGCGCAGGCGCACGAGAUGGCCCCCGACAUGUUCUACUGCAUGAAGCUCCUGGAGGAGACCGGCAUCUGCGUGGUGCCCGGCAGCGGCUUCGGGCAGAGGGAAGGCACCUACCACUUCAGGAUGACCAUCCUCCCCCCGGUGGAGAAGCUGAAGACAGUCCUGCAGAAGGUGAAGGACUUCCACAUGACGUUCCUGGACAAGUACGCCUGAGGACCGCUGGCCUCGACCUCCCUCUGGGCGCCCCGCGCUGGACUCGCCGCCCCGGCCGCCCGGCCUCAGGCCUCACACCUCACGGAGGUCACCAGUCGCUCUCGUUGUCAUUUUGCCCCAAGAGACUUCUUUCCUUGUGCCUUGAUGUCGGGAGCUCUUCUCUUCUGAGCGAUGUGAUGGGGAGUAACUCAGAAGUCCUGGGUGUUUUUUUUUUUUUUUCUUUCUUUUUUUGAAGCAACCAAAGUAGAGGGGACUUGCUCAGCACAGAUGGCCGGUGUUCUCUGAAUCGUUGCUGCUUUCAGGGAGGUCCUUUGGGGUCUAAAACAGCAAGGGUGUGUAAGGGGAGAGGUUUCCGAUCUGAAGACACGAGCAGGUGUUGGGAAACGUGUGACGACCGACCAUGGCCAGGGCUGGGAUCCUAACCUCACCACCGUGAUCUGUGAAAUAAAACCCUCAGCGGUGUGAACAUGUGGUUCUUCCGAACAGGAGAGCCUCGGGGUCAUUAGAGGCGCAGGAGGGUCACCGCUCCCGCCUACAGGCGUGUGGCCUGGGUCUCAGGCCAGGGUGGUGGCGGCCGCGGCAGGCGGCGUCGGACGGGGUGCCAGGCGGGCCUAUGACAGGUACUGGUGGCUACGGCCGAGGCGAGGGGUCCUGCAGGGGUGGGGGGCGCGAGCCAGGCUGCAGGUGAAGUAGGGCCCGCGGGAGCCUGUCGCGGGCAGGGAGGCUCUGCGCACCUCAGGGUGAAGCUGGAGGUCGUGAGGGCUUCGGGGCGGAGGGUCCUCUUGGGUACGUGCAGGCGGGGCCCCGUGCGAGGGCUCCGGGCCUUGGGGGCGCAGGGUGCGCCUGGCAGUCUCCCCGAAGUGCGGAGGGUCCCUGCCUGCGGGUGCCCAGCCUCGUGGGCCAGCGGCCUGUCUCCCCCGAGGGCUCCCUGAGCCUGCGCACAGCGGCCCGGGGUGUCAUUGGGGGUGAGGAGGCCCUGCAGGUGCCCGGUGGGCGAGGGCCGUCCCCCAGGACCGUCCUUUCCGCGGCACCCGCUGUCCGCAUGGAUCCGGCCCGUCGCCAGCUCGCGGGGGGUCCGAGUGCCCGGCGGCCUGGCCGCUGCACCAGGUGCACGUAGGUGGACUCAACGUCCAUGGAGACACUUGAGCUUAGAGCCACGUGUCGGCGUCCACGCACUGCGGGCUCCCCCCGGGUCCGCCCCCCAAGGUCCCUGGGGCCGGCGCUGUAGGGGGGGUCGGAGCGCCCCGCUUGCUGGCACCCGAGGCCCCGCGGCACAGGGACUGCCUUGGAGCUUUUCCUUCCUACAAACCGAGGAGAUGGCGCUUGUGCUCGGCGGAUGGUUGAUAGAGCGGGAGGUGGCGGCGCCUGGGCUCCCGGCGCAGAGGUCCCGUGGCAGGAGCUGGGCUAUUUUUUAUAUUUUUGUAACAAUUGCUUUUUUCACGGGGGACCGGGGGCCGGUCUUUGUAGUCUUAACAAGUCCAGUAGUUUUUUACGAACCUCUUCAGAUGAUGGCGGACACCUGAAGACUUUGCAACGUCUACAUGACUUUUCAAACGACACCAUAGGCACGCGGCCUGCUGUGCAAGUCAACGAGGACCUCCCGGGGGCCCACGGGGUCAGGGGUUCCUCCCUGGCGGAGCGCGAGGGCGACACAUUUGAUUUUUCAGACUGUGUUCCAGCAUCCUGUUCGGGGCCCACCAACGAGGGUCGUUUGUCGUUCAGGGUCGCGCUUUCAGUCUGCAGGGUUUUCGGUGGGUCGGGUCGGUCCGCGGGGCAGGGGGGCCGGGGGGCCGGGGCCUCGGCCGCUCCUUCGCCUCGUUCGCGGCAGCCGGUUGGGGUCCGGGCCUGCGGGGUCCAGCAGGAGCAGGCCCCAGGCCUGCCCGCCUGGCUCCACUAGGUUCUUGCAGCCCCCGCCCCCGCCCAGGGACCCCGUGGUAGCUCUGCUGGAAAUUUCUAUACAAUAAAGUCCAUGUCCAAAGUGG